Meloidogyne enterolobii is the source of this 363-nucleotide messenger RNA. The record is from the annotation of a GenBank genome assembly. Lineage: Eukaryota; Metazoa; Nematoda; Chromadorea; Rhabditida; Meloidogynidae.
AUGUCAGUUAGUAAACUGUUAUUUCUGCCUAGACCUACUAGCAAAUCCAAGUUGCGAUUUCAAGAUGUUUAUUUUCGUCCUUGUUUCCAUAGCUUUUCCCUCCUUCCUUAUACUCAGUUGUCUGUGCGGUGCCCUUCAGCGAAUAUUCCGACCAUUUAAAGCAUUCAUAGGAGUUUUCCGGUCCGUCAACAGAUGGGGGACACGAAGUGGAGAAUUAGCCGUGGACAAGGGAAGAAAAGUUUUAAAUAGUAAAAAAGCAUUAGUAAAAGAAAAAGCUCAUGGAGCCAAGAAAAAGAUACAGAAAGAGAGUAAGAAGCUCAGUGAAGCGAGUUUAGCCCGGUUAGCUAAAUAUGGAAUCACCCU